Argiope bruennichi is the source of this 1398-nucleotide messenger RNA. RefSeq names its product succinate--CoA ligase [ADP/GDP-forming] subunit alpha, mitochondrial-like. Lineage: Eukaryota; Metazoa; Arthropoda; Arachnida; Araneae; Araneidae. The transcript is spliced from 8 exons. Gene Ontology annotation, biological process: tricarboxylic acid cycle. The record is from RefSeq and is a predicted model, not a curated record. Gene Ontology annotation, molecular function: succinate-CoA ligase (GDP-forming) activity; succinate-CoA ligase (ADP-forming) activity. Gene Ontology annotation, cellular component: succinate-CoA ligase complex (ADP-forming); mitochondrion. Bases 135 to 1115 code for a protein of 326 amino acids.
AAAUAUUAUUUACUAACGACUAACAAAGUUUGUAAAUUUGAUGAAGCGUGUGUGCGUCUCACUAUAGUUAAGCUUGGAUACUGAAUGUGUUUUGUAUUAAAAAAAAUUGUAUAUUUAUUUCCUCAAAAAUUACAAUGGUUACUUGUUCCACAACUUCGUUUAUGAAAUUUUUAUUAAGUCGUUCAGUAAUUCGAAACUGUUACUCUCAUACAAGGAAAAACUUCAAUAUUACUAAAGAUACCAAAGUCAUUUGUCAAGGAUUCACAGGAAAACAGGGCACAUUCCAUAGCAAACAAGCAAUAGAAUAUGGCAGUAAAAUAGUUGGUGGAGUAUCUCCUGGUAAAGGAGGCACCACCCAUUUGGGUUUACCAGUUUUUGAUACUGUAAAGGAGGCUGUUGAAAAGACUGGUGCAACUGCUACAAUGAUUUAUGUUCCUGCUCCUGCUGCAGCAGCAGCAAUUACUGAAGCUAUGGCAGUAGAGAUUCCUUUGAUUGUAUGUAUCACAGAAGGCAUUCCUUUGAAAGAUAUGGUAAUUGUAAGGCAUAAACUGAUGUCACAGAAUAAGUCUCGUCUUGUAGGUCCCAAUUGCCCUGGUGUUAUCAAACCUGGUGAAUGCAAAAUUGGCAUUAUGCCUGGCCAUAUCCAUCACAAAGGGAAAAUUGGGAUAGUAUCAAGAUCCGGUACUCUUACUUAUGAAGCUGUCCAUCAAACUACACAGGCUGGGCUUGGUCAGUCAUUAUGUAUUGGUAUUGGAGGCGAUCCCUUUAGUGGUACUAAUUUCAUUGAUUGCCUUGAAGUAUUUUUAGAUGAUCCUAUGACUAAAGGUAUUAUUUUAAUCGGAGAAAUAGGAGGUGUUGAGGAAGAAAAGGCUGCACAAUACUUAAAAGAGCAUAAUCAUGGUUAUAAUUCCAAACCAGUUGUCUCUUUUAUUGCUGGAUUAACUGCUCCACAAGGAAGAAGAAUGGGGCAUGCAGGUGCAAUAAUUUCUGGAGGUAAGGGAGGUGCUGCUGAAAAGAUUGAUGCUUUACGGUCUGCUGGUGUAGUAGUAACCAAUUCCCCAGCUCAGUUGGGCUCAACAAUACUUCAGGUUAUGCAACAGAAGGGACUGGCCUGAAUAAAAUACUCCUUACUUAAAAGAAACUACCUUUAUUGCAAUAUACCUGUGCAAACAUUAUAACUCCACUAUUUUUGAUAGAUUUUUUUUUAUAAAUUACUUAAUGUAAGAUUAUUGCAUUUCAAUACUUGGAUAUAUGAAUGUCGGUUUAAAAGUUUUACUUGAAAAUUAGAAUUUUUCAAGUGCUGCUUAGUUGCUCAUUUUACAUUACAUUAUCUUUAAUAUUAUAUACAAAUCUUUUUAUAAUAUUUUAAAAAGUACUUCUUUCAAUGUUUAAAAGCAA